Thecamonas trahens ATCC 50062 is the source of this 984-nucleotide messenger RNA. RefSeq lists its product as uncharacterized. The coding region runs from base 1 to 984 and encodes 327 amino acids. The transcript is spliced from 2 exons. Lineage: Eukaryota; Apusomonadida; Apusomonadidae. Gene Ontology annotation, molecular function: protein binding. The record is from RefSeq and is a predicted model, not a curated record.
AUGCUCGACACGCUGCCGAACGAGCUGAUUCUGUACAUCGCGCUGGAGACGCAUGUGCUCUCUCAGGGCGAUGUGCUCUCACUAGCAUGCGCCUGCCGCCGGUUCUCUGUCCUCUUCACCUCGUCCGAUGCGCGGCUGGCGCUGGCAGCGGGCAACUUUGAUCAUCGUCGCGUCAUCAACUUGCCGUUCAACAUUGGCUCCACAGUGGUUGAUGAUCGGUGGUCGGCGCUAUGUGCAUUGGCCGAUGUCGGGGCGCUUGCGGAAGAGACCGGCGCCCGUGAGCUGGCCACAUCGCUGUUGGCUGACGACGGCAUCGAUGCCGGGGCCGAUGCCAAUACUGUGCUGCGGCGGGCGGCGGCAGCAGGCAAUGUCGAGCUCAUGCGGCUGCUGCUGACGCGGAGCGAUGUUGAUCCGUCCGACCACAACAACGACGCCAUCCUGUGCGCGGUGUAUUCUGGAUCCGAGCCGGCCACGCGCGAGCUGCUCGCGCAUCCGGAAGUCGAUCCCGGGACUCGGAACAACGCGGCACUGGUCGCGGCGGCAAGUGACAACUUAUGCGGCAUUGUGCGCUUGCUCCUCGCGUCGCCUUUGGUCGAUCCGGGCACCCAGAGCAAUGCUGCGCUCGUCGAGGCCGCGACAGCCGGCCACGACGACGUCGUCGCUGCGCUCAUCGCUGACGCCCGCGUCAAUCUCGCCCUCCGCGGCAAUUUGGCGUUCCUCAAAGCAUGCACUCGCGGGCGGCUCGGCGUCGCCAAACUCCUCAUUGCUCAUCCGGCCAUAUCUCCACAGGCGCAUGAAAACGCCGCACUCCGCAACGCGGCGGCAGGCGGGCACACUGCUGUCGUUGCGCUUCUCCUCGCCGAUCCGCGGGUCGAUCCCACCGCCCGGCGGACGGAAGCACUCCGGCGCGCGUCCCAGCGGCGUCAUCGCGACAUUGUCGAUCUUCUCCUUGCGCACCCCGCCGUCGAUCCCGAGCACUUGUGA